UAAUUGCUAGUGACUUUUAAUAAAUCUUAAACCAAAGCAAACUCCACUGUAAAACGGAAAUAUCCGUUAUACCACGAGAAGAUGACAACACACCGGUACACCGGACACUUCAGCACACACGCCCACGCCCGCACAUGUCGCACGCCAUCAAUAUUCCGCCAGUAAACACAAAUGUCCGGGCAACGCGUCCGGACCUUCGACCAAACGUGACACAUGGCUAUGUACUAUUAUGCUAGUAAAAUAUCGGCAAUCGCUUGUGGUACACGUUGCAGACAAACAGUGUUACAGAAGUCGCGCGGACAACGUGAUCGCGAUAAAUAUGUCACGGCGGACGAUGACAACGGCGCUGGCGGCUGCGUGGGCGCCACUGCCGCCACUAUGGAUGAGCAUGGCAAUGUGGUUGUUGUCGCUGAUGGUGCCGGCAGCGCUGGCAACGCAGGUAUGACCAUAUACACGACGGCGGCGGAGAGCGCUCUCGCGACGUCGACUCCCGGUGACGGUGUGCGUCAUCGCCGUAGGCACAGCGAACAAUUGGACGCGUACGAUUUGGAGUUGGGGUUUCAGAAGCUCGAGGUUUCAUUGGCAAAAUCAACAAAAAACACAUUCACCGGUUAUGGCGUCGGCAGCGCCAAUAUGGAUGCUGACAUUGUACAAUAUGACAUACCGAAAAACUCUUACAAACGAGCCAAUACGGACAUCAAUUACGAGAGCUCCGUAUUGGGAUCCGGUGGUAUUAUGUAUAUAAAUGGUAGAAUAGUUUCUGGACCCUUAGACUCACUGAUAGAAGUCCUAGUGCCAAAAAAUCGCAUAGAUUUCGAUAAGGAAUUUAUAUUCUCAUUUUUAUUAUCGUCACGUUUAUUUUUACGACCCCAUGAACUGCUUGGCAAAUUAUUAUCCUCGGUACCUGAUAGCGGGUCGUUAGAAUCAUUAGUCGCAUUACUAGCCGAGUGGACGCAAAAGUUCCCCUACGAUUAUCGCGACGAACGUAUGAUGGGCCAUGUUAAACAUAUCGUUGCCAGAUGUUCCAAUACAAAUCUAGAAGGUGUAGUUUCCGAAAUACUGAGUGCCUUGUUGAAACAAUUGACUGACUUGGAAAGACAUGAAGAAGAUCUACGCGCUUGUCAAAGUACAACUGAAAAGCCUGAACACAACAAAUUAGACUGCCCGACCGCUUCACAAUACGCACAAAUUCUCUGUCGGCUGGAGAAAAAGUUGGCAAAGCAAAUUGGCCCCGAAGAGUUUCUGCAAUGCAGCAGUAAUGUGCUGCUCGACAAACAGAAAAAGUGGGACCAACCGAGCACGUCCGGCGGCCCACCCGGCGUCCAGGAUCCGAAGAAAACGUGCAAUUUGGAAACCUACCUGGAUUGGUCGGCACGUCUGCGCCUCUUCGUAUGCAAUGAAAUAUUACAGUGUAUCGGCAUACGUGAUCGCAGUAAAACGGUGGAACUCUGGAGUGGUGUCGCGCAGUACUGCCUGCUUGUGGGCAAUUAUAAUAGUGCCACAGCAAUACUCGAGUCACUGGAGUCGCCGCCCAUAGCGAGACUGAAAAUAACGUGGAGCAAAUUGCAAAUGACGUGUCAGCAAUUGGAUUGCAUGCAACGACAUGCUGAGGGACAUGGCGAUUUGUGGCACAAGCAAGCCAGCAUUCUGAACGAGAGUCAUCAAAAGACUGAUACAACUGCCGCUGCUGCUGCUGCGGUCUGUCGUGCAGCGAGUACACCAGCAGCAACAACAACGGUAGCAGCUGCAACAACAGACUGCGCACUGGACAGCUUGGUAACGGGCGCCACAAUAAAUGGCACAACGGUGACGGCACAAAUGCUGGCAACACCUACAACACUCAGCACGGAACUCGCCUGUGUGGUUGCCGACGCCGUUGAAGCAGCAGCUGGCACCUGUGUAGUUGGGCUGGGCCAGGCACUUGAGACCGCCGUAGGUGAUGGUGUUGCAAUGGGAGUUGCAACAGCUAACACUCUGUGUGGCAGUCAUAUAGGUGAGCUAACAGCACCAGCAACAGCAGCAACAACACUAUUAACACCGGAAAUGACAGCAAACGCUACAUGCAAUGGCAAAGGCAAUAACGGCAGCAACAAUAGCAGCAAUGACAGUACGACAAGCAGCAAUAGCAGUCGUGCGGUGGGGGCGUGCAGAAAAAUAAUUAAAUCGACAACAGCAACAACAAAAGCGAUAGAUGUAACGGUAACAACUGGUGCGACAGUGACGAAACCAAACGAUUGGGUUGUGAUUCCGGUAUUUGCGGAUAUUGUUAAAUUGGCAUUGGCCGGACGCGAGGAAUGCCUGCAGCGUUUGCCAAACGGUCACAUCAAUAUUAUGGCCUUCGAUCGCAUGGCGGCCAUUGUUGGCGCCUUCACCAAGCACAUGCAUGCCGUUAAGUCGCCAAACGAAGCACCACCUGGCGAGUAUAAGACCUUUUGCCAGCACAUGCAGCGCUCAUCGAAAUUGAGCGAAACGGAACUAAUGAUGGCUUCUUUCGAUUGCGAGGAACCCAACAAUGCGGAGAAGCUCAUGUAUGAUCUCAACUAGAAGAACUUGGAACGCACAAUAAACAAUUUUUAAAAGGGGAAUACAUUUUUCUGGAUUUAAAAUUGAUUUUUUACUACAUAUAUAUGUACUUAAAACAAUGAAAAUUAGAAUUUGGUGCAACAAUCGAAGAUCUAUAGUAUGACUUUUGGAACGACUCUCAUUCAACAACAUAGAGUUCUUUUUAUCCUCUUAGAAGGAAAGAACAAGUCUCUUUGGAAGCCUUCCGGAGAAUAUAUAAACUAUACGAACCUAAUUCAUGCAAUUUCGAAAUCGUUUACAUUGAUUCGUGAAUCGUUGUAAUAAAUGAACAAAGCGCUUUGAGCCGAUCCCUAAUUUUUUUGAGACAGCCAAUGUCACUUUUGACUAAAUACCUUCGACGAACCAGUUGAAGACUACCGAAGUCUCUUACAUUCUAUUGUAUGGAGUUUGUCUGGAAAGUAAUAUAAUUGAUUUUCUUCCACCGCGACUGUCGGGGCGUGCGCGCAACGAGUGGAUUCGAUAGAGGACGUUCUUAGCUAAUGAAGGAGUGAAUGAUCUGUUGUCUCCCACCAACUGAAGAGUCAGAAUAAAUAUUUUCGAGCGACGUGCUUCUGUGAGUAGUGCAAGCCGGAAAGACCUUUUUGGAGGGCCAGGAAGAGGUAACUG
This is a messenger RNA of Bactrocera latifrons, 3189 nucleotides long. RefSeq lists its product as uncharacterized. Gene Ontology annotation, molecular function: guanyl-nucleotide exchange factor activity. Gene Ontology annotation, cellular component: plasma membrane. Lineage: Eukaryota; Metazoa; Arthropoda; Insecta; Diptera; Tephritidae. The transcript is spliced from 11 exons. The record is from RefSeq and is a predicted model, not a curated record. Gene Ontology annotation, biological process: positive regulation of GTPase activity; Ras protein signal transduction. Bases 214 to 2544 code for a protein of 776 amino acids.